GUCAUAAUACAGUUAUACAUGAACGCAAAACGGCAUCAUGAGGUGAAAAAAGAUGCCUGGUCAACAACGUCACACAAGGCCAAGGUCGACUUCCAGCGUCGGAGCCAAGGUGACCUCAUUUUUUCGGAGUCUGGUGACGACUCACAACGACCUGAACGGCGUCCAUGCAUAUACCGAACCCGGGAAUAGAGCCAUCGACCUCUACAGACAACUACACAGAGACAGUGGCAUCAGUGUGCCAGAGAGAGGUUCGUCCAAACACAAAGGUGAAAAUUGUCGGAAGAGGUCAAGAAAGAAGUGUGGGAAGCGAUGUGUCCAGAAGAAGAUUGACGUGGAAGGGUUCUCAGCAGAUGAGUCGAAGAUCCCCGGAAAUGACACACUGCCGACUAGGGAAUCUUUGCGUAUGAGUAAGAGAAGGGAUGUUGUGCUAUCAGAGGUCACAGCAGUGGACAAUGAUACCGUCCUAGAGUAUUCCGCCUGUGUCGAGCCCAAGAUCCUUCUUAAGUCCAAGGCAUCCGGUUCAUCGUCACCUGACAAUCGUGAGGACUAUGAAAUGGGGCUUAUACGUUCAUUGGUAGGACGUUCUUGUGUUCGGGAAACUGAUCGGAGCUCAAAGAGCCAUUGUUCAUCAGGAAAUGUAAAUCUGCUGAACAACGACUGUAUCAGAAACGAGAAAAAUAACAGGAAGCAAAACGUCCUGGUAUCAGUUCCUUUCUGCACGAGGACGAGUGGAAGCGAGAACGAGGUGGAGGCGGGUCCAUGUAGCUCGGGACGUGCGGGAACACAAGGGAAGGUCAGGGCCCAUACAUGCACCUCGAGGACCGUGGAAACGAAAACUUCAUUGGGGGACCUACUAAUAUCCCCUAGUAAGACAACAGAAAGGAUGACUACAGCCAGAAACACUGGACAGGAUGGCUGUGGAAGUCGUGGACAAACCGUGCCCAUCCUGACUCAUCCCACAGAUCCUCUGGAUGGACUGGAGGAGCUGCUGCAGGACCUGGAGGCCAUGGAAGAGCCGCGGAGGAAGUUCCAUGUAAGAGAGGACUCGGAAGAGAACUGCAAGAUGGGACUUCAACAAAGUCAAUACGGAAGGGCCCUCCAAAAUGGCGAUGCAGCUGUCGAUAAGACUCUAGAAAAGUUCACCGCAGCACAGGAUUCAGCGAGGAUCUCAACAUCGGUUGCUAGGGGAACAAGUGCUGGGCCAGUGAUGGACAGGGCGGCACGACGUGCAGCCCAGGAGGAGUUGUCGCGGGAGUUGGACUCUCUGCUGGCUUUGAUUGACAUUUAGAAAACCCAAGCCUUUGAAUGGAUAUGCUAUUGUGUACACUGUAUUUUACAUAAUUACAUUAUAAGUACU
This is a messenger RNA of Haliotis rubra (blacklip abalone), 1357 nucleotides long. RefSeq lists its product as uncharacterized. The record is from RefSeq and is a predicted model, not a curated record. The transcript is spliced from 7 exons. The coding region runs from base 53 to 1288 and encodes 411 amino acids. Lineage: Eukaryota; Metazoa; Mollusca; Gastropoda; Lepetellida; Haliotidae.